Messenger RNA from Guillardia theta CCMP2712, 423 nucleotides. RefSeq lists its product as hypothetical. The transcript has 4 exons. Lineage: Eukaryota; Cryptophyceae; Pyrenomonadales; Geminigeraceae. The annotation marks the transcript as partial. The record is from RefSeq and is a predicted model, not a curated record.
GGGAAGAAGGAAGGAAAGGGUCGCUACACUUCUCACAAUGGGGAUUUGUAUGAAGGAGAAUACAGAGAAGGCAAGCGGAACGGGGUUGGGUUGUACAAGUAUUCCAACGGCGAUGAGUACGAGGGGCAAUGGCUCCGAGGGAAGAAGCACGGGCAAGGAAGAAUGUCGUUUGUCAACGGAGCCAUCUAUGAAGGCGGAUACAAGGAGGACAAGAAGCAUUACAAGGGGAUCUACAGGCACGCCGACGGGUCUUGCUACACGGGUGAGUACAAGGAUGGCAAGCCGUCGGGCAGGGGAGUGUACAUCUUCCCGACGGGAGAGAGGUUUGAGGGAGAGUUUGUAGGAGGGUUCAAGCACGGGAAGGGCACAGUGACUCUGACCGAUGGGAUGAAGUACACGGCCAAGUAUCACCUGGGGAAACGA